GUUAAUCGACCGCGAUCCAUUUCUACACCCAACACAACGAGAGAGAGAGAGAGAGAGAGAGAGAGAGAGAGAAAGAGGCGAGCAGAAAUGGCGAUGGAGAUGGAGAUGGAGAUGGAGGGCUUUUUGAGGGAGUGUGAGAGGUCUGGCGACGCCGCCUACGCCGCUCUCAAAUUCGUUCUGGAGAAGCUGGAGAACCCCGCCACCCGAUCCGACGCCCGUGUGUUCCUCGCCCGCGUUCAGCAACGGUUCCACGCCAAGGACGACGCUGAUCGAUGCUUCCGCACCUACCAUUUCCGUAUCCACGACGUCCUCCUCCACGAUUUCCAAGGAUUCCAAAAGAGAAAGAAGCUGACCAUGAUGGUGAUCCCUAGCAUUUUCAUUCCAGAAGAUUGGUCUUUUACUUUCUAUGAGGGCAUAAAUCGCCAUCCUGAUUCCAUUUUCAAGGACAAAACUGUUGCUGAGCUUGGUUGUGGAAAUGGAUGGAUAUCCAUUGCACUUGCUGAAAAGUGGUCCCCUUUAAAGGUGUAUGGGCUUGAUAUUAAUCCAAGAGCUGUCAAAAUUUCAUGGAUUAAUUUGUUCUUGAAUGCAUUGGAUGAGAAUGGGUGUCCUAUCUAUGAUGGAGAGGGAAAAACUCUGCUUGAUAGGGUGGAAUUCCAUGAAUCAGAUCUUCUAGCUUAUUGCAGGAAAAAUGAUAUACAACUAGAGCGUAUUGUUGGAUGCAUCCCUCAGAUUCUCAACCCAAAUCCAGAUGCCAUGUCAAAGAUGAUUACUGAAAAUGCAAGCGAGGAAUUUUUGUACUCGUUAAGUAACUAUUGCGCUCUUCAGGGCUUUGUUGAGGAUCAAUUUGGCUUGGGUUUAAUUGCACGAGCUGUUGAGGAAGGAAUUGAAGUCAUAAAGCCUAUGGGAAUUAUGGUAUUUAAUAUAGGAGGACGUCCAGGGCAAGGUGUUUGCAAACGAUUGUUUGAACGUCGUGGUUUCCAUAUCACAAAGCUUUGGCAAACAAAAGUUAUGCAGGCUGCUGAUACAGAUAUUUCAGCCUUAGUUGAAAUUGAGAAGAACAGCCAUCAUCGCUUUGAAUUUUUUAUGGGUCUUGUUGGUGAUCAGCCUAUUUGUGCUCGUACAGCUUGGGCAUAUGUGAAGUCUGGUUGUCGUAUUUCACAUGCUUUGUCUGUCUAUAGUUGUCAACUUCGCCAACCAAAUCAGGUGAAAACCAUAUUUGAAUUUUUAAGAAAUGGUUUUCGAGAGGUCAGCAGCUCCUUAGAUCUGUCAUUUGAUGAUGAUUCUGUUGCUGAUGAAAAGAUACCAUUCCUAGCUUAUCUUGCUAGUGUAUUAAAAGAAAAUUCAUUUCUUCCAUAUGAUCCCCCAGCUGGAAGUAUGCGUUUUAGAAGCCUUAUAGCUGGAUUUAUGAAAGUAUACCAUCACAUUCCACUAAGUGCAGAUAAUGUUACAGUAUUCCCUUCAAGAUCUGUGGCAAUUGAGAAUGCUCUUCGGCUCUUCUCUCCACGACUUGCUAUUGUCGAUGAACAUUUGACUAGAAACUUGCCAAAGCAAUGGCUGACAUCUUUAGAAAUUGAGGGAACUAAUGAUGAACUUGAAGAUAUCAUUACCGUGAUUGAGGCACCGCGCCAGUCUGACCUGAUGAUUGAGUUGAUUAAAAAGCUAAAACCACAAGUUGUAAUUACUGGCAUGGCUCAGUUUGAGGCCAUUACAACUUCUGCAUUUGAAAAUUUAUUGAAUACUACUGAAGAGCUUGGUGCCCGUCUUUUCUUGGAUAUAUCAGACCACUUUGAGAUUUCAAGUCUUCCUGGAUCAAAUGGAGUGUUAAAGUAUCUUGCCGGCAAGAGUCUGCCGUCACAUGCAACUAUCUUGUGUGGACUAGUGAAAAAUCAGGUUUAUUCUGAUUUAGAAGUGGCCUUUGUCAUAUCUGAAGAUGAGUCUGUAUAUACAACAUUGCCGAAGACUGUGGAGUUACUGGAAGGGCAUACAGCAUUAUUUAGUCAGUACUACUAUGGCUGUCUGUUCCAUGAGCUGCUCGCAUUUCAGCUAGCAGAUCGUCAUUCACCUGCAGAGAGGGUACGUGCGGACAGAAACUCGGCUAAGUUGAUAGGAUUUGCAAGUUCUGCUGUUUCUGCCGUAAACAAUGCCGAGCUUUCCAUCACUGAUCAUAAGGACAAUUUACUGAUUCACAUGGAUGUAGAUCAAAGCUUCUUGCCAAUACCUUCUGCCGUAAAAGCAUCCAUCUUCGAGAGCUUUGCAAGACAAAACAUGGUUGAGUCUGAAACCGAUGUUCGUUUUGGAAUUCAGCAGCUGGUAAGGAAUAGUUAUGGGUUCCCAUGUGAUGGUUCUUCAGAGUUCAUUUUUGCGAAUUCUCAGUUAGCCCUUUUCAACAAGUUAAUUCGUUGCUGCAUACAAGAAAAAGGCACCUUCCUUUUCCCCUCGGGCACAAAUGGGAAUUAUGUCUCUGUGGCAAAGUUCAUGAAUGCAAACAUUUUGACUGUCCCAACACAAUCAGAAAUAGGUUUUAAGCUUGUUCCAGAUACACUUGCAAGCUUGCUUGGGACCUUAACAAACCCAUGGUUGUACUUGUCUGGACCCACCGUCAAUCCAACAGGCUUGCUAUAUGACAACAAAGAGAUUAGUGAGAUACUUGCUGUCUGUGCCGAGUAUGGUGCCAGGGUGGUAAUUGAUACUUGUUUCUCAGGUCUAGAGUUCCGCAGAGAUGGUUGGGAGGGAUGGAAUCUGAAAAAUUGUCUUUCGUCACUUACAUGUACUACUACUAACUCAUCCUUCGCUGUGUCUCUGCUUGGUGGGUUGUCAUUUGAGUUGCUCACCGGAGGUCUUGAGUUUGGAUUCUUGAUUUUGAAUGAGCCAACCCUGAUCGAUGCAUUUUCUACCCUACCGAGCUUGGGCAGGCCACACAGCACAGUCAAAUAUGCCAUCAAAAAGUUGUUGGGUCUCCGCGGCCAAAGGUUUCAGCAGUUCUCUCGAGUCAUGGAUGAACAGAAAGAUAUUCUAAGAAGUCGUUCUGAUUGCUUGAUGAAGACACUCCGAAGCUGCGGAUGGGACGUCGUUGGCUGCUGUGGUGGUGUUUCUAUGGUAGCUAAACCAACAGCUUAUCUGGGCAAGAUGCUUAAAUUAGAUGACUUCGAGGCCAAGCUUGAUGCUACCAAUUUCAGACAAGCUGUUCUAAAAGCUACUGGUCUGUGCAUUAACAGUGGAUCAUGGACUGGAAUUCCGAACUACUGCCGCCUCGCUUUCGCUCUCGAGAAUUCCGAGUUUGAACGGGCAUUACAAUGCAUCACUCGGUUCAAGAAGUUGGUUCUCGAGAAUUGAGUAUGCUUGACUACCUUUCUUUCUCAUGUGAUGUGACUCAGAAAUAAAUAGAACCUACAAAGGUCAGGUCAGAGCAUUUUCCAUUGGGGAUCUGUUACAUACAGCUGAUCCAUGCCAAUGUUUUCCUUGUGGGGUAUCCCCCCUCCAGGGGAUUUCACGUAAGCUUCGUUUAGCUUUUUCUGCCUUGGAAUUCUUCGUCGGCUCAUGGCUUGGUUUCUGUGGCCUGCUCACAUGGACAUGAACCG
Messenger RNA from Musa acuminata subsp. malaccensis (wild Malaysian banana), 3578 nucleotides. RefSeq names its product methionine S-methyltransferase. NCBI's taxonomy places the organism in Eukaryota, Viridiplantae, Streptophyta, Magnoliopsida, Zingiberales, Musaceae. Gene Ontology annotation, biological process: biosynthetic process. Gene Ontology annotation, molecular function: methyltransferase activity; pyridoxal phosphate binding. The record is from RefSeq and is a predicted model, not a curated record.